AUGGAUUCUACCAAUCCCUAUAGCCGGACCUCAAAUUUUGUUGACCUCUUGAACAUUCAACAAGAUAGUUUGUUUCCUGAACCCCUUCCUUAUCAUUUUUUUCCACAUGGUGGAGACCUCGGAUCAUCACAACGCCCUGUCUUUACCCAAUCUACUGAAACCUCCAGCUUCUGUGAGGACUCGCCUUCAUCAUUCAGAGGAAGAAAGAAGUGGAGUCCCACAGAUGAUGUAGUCCUCAUCAGCGCAUGGCUCAACACGAGCAAGGACCCUGUUGUAGGCAAUGAACAGAAAGCAGGCGCUUUCUGGCAACGCAUUUCAGCUUACUUUGAAGCUAGUCCUAAGGUGGAAAGGGGUGAAAAGAGAGAGCCAGUCCAGUGUAAGCAAAGGUGGCAGAAGCUUAACGAUCUUGUCUGCAAGUUCUGUGGAUCCUAUGAGGCUGCAACCAGACAGAAUACAAGUGGUCAGAGUGAGAGUGAUGUGAAAAUGGCACACGAGAUCUUCUACAACUAUCAUAAGAAAAAAUUCAACCUCCACCACGCUUGGGAAGAGCUUCGCCAUGACCAGAAGUGGUGUGAAUUUGCUACUACUAAGAUGGAGGGAAGCACUAAGAAGAGAAGAUGUGAGGAUGGAGCAGAAUCAUCAAGCUCUCAAGCAACUACCAAACUAGGUGAUCAACCAACCAAACGGCCUCCUGGCGUGAAGGCAGCGAAAGCAGCAAGUGGUAAGAGAGCUAUAGUCGAUCACGAGGCUGUCUCUGAGUUUCAGACCAUGUGGUCUAUUAAGGAGAAGGACUUGGCGGUGAAAGAGAGACUUUCUAAGAUGGGUCUGCUUGAGAGACUCAUAGGAAAAAAAGAGCCUCUUUCUGAAGUUGAAGAAGCUCUGAAGGACAAGCUAAUUACCGAGAUGUUGAUCCCAUGUGUGCUCUAUGUGUUUCUUGUCUAUGUUUUGUGUCAUGUUUCGAUUCUCAUGAAGAUCGUUGCUUUGUUGAUCGUUGCACUGGAAGAGGAAGAUGGAGCUAAAGUAGUGAGAGUUGAAGUCACGAGAGUCACGAGUCUAAGCAUGUGA
This is a messenger RNA of Brassica oleracea var. oleracea, 1065 nucleotides long. Its product is annotated as glutathione S-transferase T3-like. The transcript is spliced from 4 exons. Bases 1 to 1065 code for a protein of 354 amino acids. Lineage: Eukaryota; Viridiplantae; Streptophyta; Magnoliopsida; Brassicales; Brassicaceae. The record is from RefSeq and is a predicted model, not a curated record.